GUAGAGGUGGGUAGCAGCAUUCUUUCUGUGGAUCCCUCUCUCAGUCACAACAAGACAACAUCUAUUGAUCCUGUUCCUGAUCCGUGUUAGGAGGAGGAGUGGGUUCUGAGACUUCCAACUGAAAGAUCACAAACAGCCACACAUUACCAUUAUUCUCUGGGUGCCGUUGGCAACAACCAAUACAAUGAUAAUAAAAGAUUUGCCGUCGGAUCACAUCUAUGCGUACGCUCUGUCCAAGACUCUGAUUAAAGUGUCCUCUCCUGCUACAGUGGGCCUCUACUCAUCAUGUCAGAACCGCAUCAACAUGAUCCUCAGAUAUAUAGAGGUCCACAUGGAGCAGGAGGCAGAGAGGAGGGAGCAGAGUUACCAGGGCAGGUCCAAGCCUCGUUCCGUCAAAGCCUCCAUCACUGGUCUCCUAGCUCUGAUCUGCAGGCUGCUGUUCUACCGACCCGUCUGGACCGAGGAGAACCAGCGACGACAGAAUGUCCGGUUCAUCUAUGUUCGGUUCUCCGCAUGGCACUUCGCCGGGAGUGACCUCCUCUGGGCGGGGCUGGUGAUGAGACUGUGCCUGGCACUGCAGGAGAGCUUCGGGAAACUUCAGGUGGGUUACCUAGAGGUUAGAGGUUAACUUCAGGUAGGUAGCCUAGAGGUUAGAGGUUAACUUCAGGUAGGUAGCCUAGAGGUUAGAGGUUAACUUCAGGUAGGUAGCCUAGAGGUUAGAGGUUAACUUCAGGUAGGUAGCCUAGAGGUUAGAGGUUAACUUCAGGUAAGUAACCUAGAGGUUAGAGGUUUACUUCAGGUAGGUGACCUAGAGGUUAUAGGUUUACUUCAGGUAGGUGACCUAGAGGUUAUAGGUUUACUUCAGGUAGGUGACCUAGAGGUUAGAGGUUGACUUCAGGUAGGUGACCUAGAGGUUAUAGGUUGACUUCAGGUAGGUGACCUAGAGGUUAUAGGUUUACUUCAGGUAGGUGACCUAGAGGUUGACUUCCGGUAGGUGACCUA
This is a messenger RNA of Oncorhynchus keta (chum salmon), 1002 nucleotides long. RefSeq names its product NTPase KAP family P-loop domain-containing protein 1-like. The record is from RefSeq and is a predicted model, not a curated record. Bases 185 to 628 code for a protein of 147 amino acids. The transcript has 4 exons. NCBI's taxonomy places the organism in Eukaryota, Metazoa, Chordata, Actinopteri, Salmoniformes, Salmonidae.